Fibroporia radiculosa is the source of this 2604-nucleotide messenger RNA. RefSeq lists its product as uncharacterized. The record is from RefSeq and is a predicted model, not a curated record. The coding region runs from base 1 to 2604 and encodes 867 amino acids. NCBI's taxonomy places the organism in Eukaryota, Fungi, Basidiomycota, Agaricomycetes, Polyporales, Fibroporiaceae. The transcript is spliced from 4 exons.
AUGGUUUUGCUCACAGAUCAGCUAUCAGAUAUACAGUCGCCCGAGUUUCUGGCCCCGCCCACGCCCUCGGCCUCGCUCCUCGAUUCCAGCUCGCUCCUUGCUCGCUCUUCCGCACGGACCAAGAAGCAUGAGAGAAGUAGAAGUCUAGGUUUGAUUGACGCUGCCCGUGUGAGGUUGUCCCAAGAUGUGAGUUCAUUGGCACGCCUUCCCCCGGGCUCUCAUAACCAGCAUAGGACGUGCCUAACACGUGUUGCCGUUCUCUCCCAUCUCGCAUUGUUGCAGUUUCGCGCCCUCAUCUGCUCCACCAACAAACUACAACGCAUCGACAGUCUCUCUUCGGUUCAGUUCGAAGACCGUGAGGAUACAAGCUUUGUUUACCCGGAGUAUACAACAAACCAGAACGUGCAAUUUGCUGAUUUAGACACAGAGCCAAUGGAGCCUCAUACAGAUGAGAGACAUGGUAGAGGACUGGGGAGGAAGAUUGUAGAGUUUUUGAGCCGUUCGCGCUCGCGUUCAAAAAAGAGGCGUUCGCGUUCUCUUGAUGCAGCUGUGGGUCAUGUUCCAAUGCCGUCGGACAGUGCUUCUGUUGCUAUGUAUGCACGUCGUUCCAGUUUGGAAGCCGACGUUCAGGACAUCCAGGCAACCUCCCGUUCGUAUUCCCGUUCAGCAAGAGUACCUUCGCGUCCCUUGUCUUCGUCAGCUGCGGCUUCUAAUUCCACUGCAAGGCCGUUGCCCAGGAAGCCGCACAAAUUGCGCCCCUCGUCACCUCCCAGGCCAGCUGCACCUGCAUGCCCUCUUGACAUUCGUACCGAAGUCGUCAUUUUGGAGCAGCCUGUUGCAGACUCUUCGAAGAAGGGCAGGAAGAUGAAUAUCUUUGGCCUUUCUAUUACCAGUCCGCGCAAAGCGUCCUUUGGUGAGUCAAAGAAGCCCAAGUCUCGGCCACCUACCCCAGGCUCGCAGCCGAGUGAGAAGGAUGGAGAACGUGGGCUCUGGGGCGGUCGAUUUCGUUCUAAUUCCGGCCCAACUGUUCAUAAAUCUCAGGAUGGCUCGAAACAUGUCAUCAAAGGGGACAUACUCUGGGAAAAUAGUAGACCAAAGCUACCGAAUGUCGCCACUUCGCAUUCUCGUCCACUCCCCGUCCAUGUUAUGAAGGACCACAAUACGCAUGGCGAGUAUGCAAACUUCGAGACAGAUCCCGAUGCCGAGAUCAGUGCACUGGGCGGAAGAUGUUCGCCUCUAUGCGGGUUGGGACCAUCACAUAUUUCUGCUACAUCCCUUGCAAAAGGCAAAGAGAGAGGAUACAUACGAGGGACGAGGAAUAAAUCGGAAGACAGGGGAAAUGCGCUCAAUACGAAAGCAAAGGAAAGACAGACUAAUCAGGAGCGGAGCGCAAACUCUCGACGGGUUGGUUCCCCGAUAAUUAGGGAACAAGGGCGCGAUUCUAGGACUCUGAUCGCGGCAAGCCCUAUGGAGAAAGUCGCAAGCGGAAGCGGGGCUAACCAUCAUAGCCACGGACGAAAUGCUACGCCACAUAGCGGGAUGCCUACUCCCUUGAUUCCACAGGGAAAGAGGACGAAGCAUGGUAGCUUCGAUUUUGAGCGGCCGGUGUCUGCUGGUGCCUCGGGUCAAACCAGUUUCAAACCUAUCAGAAAUCUGAACGGCGUUGAAGUCGGGACGUCGACGGGGGAAUCUGGGCUGCAAAGAAGUUAUAGUGCGCGAGGUUCCGCCAAUCGUCGAGUACACGUCCUAGAAGGCUCGGAGGAUUCGGAGUCACGUCGUGUCGCCUCCGUUCCGAUUACUAUACAAGAACGGACAAAGCCUGUGCUAGACGCGAAUCCCGACAAGGUUUCGCUAGCUCGUCGCACAACGGGGAGCUCCAGCGCGACGUCUAACCAUCCUCGAACACAGCCUACGCUUCAUUUACGGGCCCCCCUCACAAAGCUACCAAAUGGUUCGGAGACUGAUCCUGGGUCUCCUAUAUCGUCUACGCAUUCGGGAAACUCGUCAGGUUUAACUUCGAGCUGGGGCAGGAGCGCCGGUAAGCGCAUGGGACGUCCAGCACAUCCAGCGUUCAAAUUUGAGCCAGCGGUCCCCCCUAUACCUGGAUCUCCAGCUAGCGAUGAGCGCAAGCGGUCCAUCGCUAGCGGCGGCUCAUCUAGCCCAUCACCACUAUCGGGUUCCAAACAAGCGAGACUCGCAGGUAAAGGCCGCUCGUUGGAACUGGGCAUAGGAUUAUCGUGGGCACCGUCGAAGAUGCGAGAAGGGGCGAUGCUACGCACAGUUGGAGGAGCUAAGGCCAGUGCUACAAGUUCCUCGAGGACUCGAUCGAGAUGGAGGGGACCCCUCGCAGAUGAGGAUAGCAAACUUGGUGUUGCAUCAGAUGUGGCCGAGGCCUUUCGAGAAGUGCUCGGGGAUGCAGCAUAUGCGACUUUCAAGACUUAUGUUCACCGAUACGAUGCACACGCCAUACCGCUGGACGGACCUCACGGACUCAUUCAUCACGUACAACGACUACUUGACUCUGCUCCAGGGCUCGAAUCAGACUCGCGUCGGAAGCGGGCAUUAUUGGACACAUUCAUUCAUGUUGUACGGGAGAACCGUUAA